AAUGUGGACCCCACCCCUAACCAUUGUGUCGGGGAGGAUCAUGAACAAGAGGCUAGAUUCUGGCCAAUCAGAAUGAAGUAUGUAAAUGAGCAACCUGGGCGGCUGCGGGGGUGGGAUUCCAGGACACUGUGCGGUAGUCCUUAAACAGUGCUGACCCAGCGAGCUCGAGAAGCACAGAGGAGACUCUGGUGAGCUGCUGGGGGCUCCAGGGCCUCCGGUCUGAAAGACCAGAAGAAGUUUGUACACACGCGCCGUCCCAGACUCUUGCAAAAAGAAGCAACGACUUGAAUGUCCACAGAUGCGUGGCAGAGGAGUCUGCAUCUGUGCUGUGGAACCUGAGAAAGGAAGCAGAAAACAAAUUUAAUUAUCCACAUCAUGGCAAGGUACCGCCACCACUCAGGAUAUCUGGCUGACGAUGAAGGUCACAGCACCUAUAUGGCUCAGCUACCCAAGAGGCAUCUGUUCCCAGAAAGGAGGCCGAACUGCAAGCUUGGACGUAUGCCCCACCUACCAUCAAUGAACCGGUAUUCAGAGCACCAGGGCCACCAGCAGAACCCUCUGCGCCCUCAAGCGUUUGGCAGCUUCCUGGAUUUUCUGACAGAGGGUCAGGUACUGGACAGCUUGCAGACGGUGGUGGAGCAGGCAACAGAGCGUUUAGCUGCCAUGAAGACAGAGGAUGGAGUGCCACUGGUGGAUAUACAAGACCCAGUGGAGGUGCCAAGUGGUAGGCAGCGGGCUCGAGCCAGACCCAGCAUCAACACUGUGCAUCGGCACCGCGCCCGGCCCACGCUGUGUGCUGGACACCCAAACAAUUACCCAUCUUGCUCCAGCUCCAUGUCCGAUUCCCAUAGCAGCAUCACGGCUGGCUGGUUGGGCUCCCACAGCCAAGAUAGUGACCCUGGUGCCCACCGCAUAGGCUCACUGCCACCUGUGAGGGACAAACUCCUGCUUGAGAAAAACCUCAAGAGGCUACUGCGACUAGAGAACAAAGGGAAAGGUCUGAAUCAACCCUGCUCCCAGAGGGAUUCUCUGCUGUGGGACUCACUGGGCAGCCAGACCAGCAGUCAGUGGACCCGGGAGCAGCCCCUGUCUUGGUUCUCUGGGCUUUUGGGCUCCAGCUCAGUCACCCCUGAGACAUCAGAGUUGGGACUUGGAGAACAGGAGAUGAUUUUCCUCAAAGAAGAGUUAAACAAGGAGAUGAAGUCACUGCUAAACCAGCCUGCAUCCUUCAACCUGCCUGCCUAUUGUUCCCUCAGGGAACCCCAUUGUACUCUGGACUUCCUGGCUGAGCAUCACCUCUUUCCUGCCCUGCAGCGUGUGGUCCACCAGGCUGUAGACAAGCUCAGCCAUGCCUGCCGCCACAAUGGCUUCCCUCUCUUCCCCGUUGCCUCAGAGCCCACCCCAAUGCUGCCCGGGAACUCUGAUCUUCUGCAGUCGCACUCCAAAGCGUCCAUUCCCACCACCAGGGAGGAUGGGGAGGAGCCUUUUGAUUCUCCCACCACAGCCUCCAGCCCUAAGACAUCUCGCAGGAAAAGCAAGGGCAGACGGGACUCCCCUUCCAUGUCUAAUGCCCAAAUGGCUACCAGAUUCAGGCUAAAGAGCCCCAACACGAAGCUUCCAAGGAAGAAGCCUCUGCCGUCCAUCUCGUCUGUGUCCAGCAUGUCCUACAUCUCUAACCCCUGGUUUGAGGAACUCACUAACUUCUUGGUUGAGCAGGCAGUCUCCUUGCUUGUCUGCAAGUACAAGUUUGAGGAAAGCCUCCAGAAGCAACUUGGCUUCAUCUCCUUUCCUGUCACUGAGGUUCUCAUGGACAUCUUCCUGGGGUUCAAGAAGGUGAAGGGCAACCACAUCCGUCUGUCCUCAGACAUCAACUGGACCUGUCUUCUGCGUAAGAUGGAAGAAGCCGAGUUGGCGAGGCAGGCCAUGAGGCACGCCUCUAAGACAGGAGCCUCCCAACCUAGUGCCUCCCGUGUUGGCACUUCCCACCGUAGCACAGAAUCACCCUCUGUGCAACCUGAACUUACUGGUGACACCAAUCAGGACCAGAGUACAGAGUCCCGCUUCUCCCUCCGUCCUGAGUUGCCAAUCCACCAGGUGCUUAGCCCUCAGGACCCUGGUACAGGCCAGGAGCAGAUGCCCAGGAGUCCUGCAGAGCCCAAGCUGUCUGUGUUCUCCAGUGCUGGGAUGGGCUCCGGAACCUCCAAGGAAAUAAGAAAUGCCGAAGAGGAAGAGGACAGUGAAGAGGGUGAGGAGGACAGAGGAAGUGAGGAAGAUGAAAUCAUAGAUUUCUCCGAGAGUGAGCAAACCCCCACUAGCCUGCCUGAACAUGAGCUAGAGGACUUUACCAAUGAGUCCAUUGAAAUGAGCCCUGGUUACUCCCCAUGAGACCCCUGUAAGGUACACAGAAUACUCCAGUCUUUGCCUCCUCCUGCCCUAUCCAAGUAGUUGGCCACCCAGUCAGCUGCUGUCCUGAGUAAGGGUCUUACAACCGGGUGCUCAGCAAGAGUUCUGUUAAUGUUAUCAAAGGAGCCAAAGAGACAAAAGGAAAUAAAUUACACGUUGAUGGA
Molecule: messenger RNA, 2567 nt
Organism: Myodes glareolus (Bank vole)
Lineage: Eukaryota; Metazoa; Chordata; Mammalia; Rodentia; Cricetidae
Gene: Ccdc116
Product: coiled-coil domain containing 116
Cellular component (GO): centrosome
Source: RefSeq, a predicted model, not a curated record